Molecule: messenger RNA, 951 nt
Organism: Haemonchus placei
Lineage: Eukaryota; Metazoa; Nematoda; Chromadorea; Rhabditida; Trichostrongylidae
Source: the annotation of a GenBank genome assembly
AUGGACCCUACUCAAUUGAUUACUAACUUGCUUAAUGUGGGACUCCCAGAUAAGGGACUCACGAAAACGGUUUCUGAAAACGAUAUAAUGGAAGUACUAGGUAAAGCUCGUGAGAUGUUUCUGUCUCAACCUCCUAUGGUAGAACUUGACUCACCUGUUAAAAUAUGUGGCGAUACUCAUGGGCAGUAUAUUGAUCUUCUAAGACUUUUCAACAAGGGUGGAUUUCCACCAUUAUCAAACUACUUGUUUUUGGGUGAUUAUGUGGAUAGAGGUAAACAGAAUCUCGAAGUAAUACUUCUAAUGAUUGCAUAUAAGCUGAGGUUCCCCAAGAAUUUCUUUCUGCUACGAGGAAACCACGAAUGUGCUAACGUCAACCGUGCCUACGGAUUUUACGAGGAAUGCAAUAGGCGCUAUCAAAGCCAGCGAAUGUGGCAGGCAUUUCAGGAUGUUUUCUGUGUAAUGCCUUUGACAGCCCUUGUUAGUGACAAAAUUCUCUGUAUGCAUGGCGGUCUGUCACCUCACUUGCAAUCAUUGGAUCAACUCAGGAAUAUAGCCAGGCCCACUGACGCACUGGGAGCAACCCUGGAAAUGGAUCUACUUUGGGCCGAUCCAGUAAUUGGACUGAACGGUUUCCAGGCAAACAUUCGCGGUGCUUCAUAUGGAUUCGGGCCCGAUAUUUUGGCUAAGUACUGUCAACUCCUCAACAUCGACUUAGUUGCUCGAGCUCACCAAGUCGUUCAAGAUGGUUACGAGUUUUUCGGAGGGCGAAAGCUUGUGACCAUUUUUUCGGCUCCUCAUUAUUGUGGCCAAUUCGAUAAUGCCGCUGCCAUGAUGACAGUUGAUGAAAACUUGCAGUGCUCGUUUGACGUUUUUCGCCCUUCCUGUGCAAAGCCCCAGCCAAAGAUUGUGGCCACUUCCAUGGGAUCUCCUGGUGCUCCACCUUGUCAAUAA